This is a messenger RNA of Calypte anna (Anna's hummingbird), 2561 nucleotides long. It is a transcript of the gene CDK5R1, whose product is annotated as cyclin dependent kinase 5 regulatory subunit 1. Gene Ontology annotation, biological process: activation of protein kinase activity; positive regulation of cyclin-dependent protein serine/threonine kinase activity; brain development. Gene Ontology annotation, cellular component: cytoplasm; protein kinase 5 complex. Lineage: Eukaryota; Metazoa; Chordata; Aves; Apodiformes; Trochilidae. Bases 123 to 1013 code for a protein of 296 amino acids. The transcript has a single exon. The record is from RefSeq and is a predicted model, not a curated record. Gene Ontology annotation, molecular function: protein kinase binding; cyclin-dependent protein serine/threonine kinase activator activity.
GCGGCGGCGGCGGCGGCGGCGGCGGAGCGGGCAGAGAGCGGGGCCGGGGCCGGGGCCGGGGCCGCGCCGGGGCCGGGGCCGGUCCGGGGGCGGGCGGCGGGGCCCGCCGGUCGGCCGGCGCCAUGGGCACGGUGCUGUCGCUGUCGCCGAGCUACCGGAAGGCCCCGCUGUUCGAGGAGGGGGCGGCCACGGUGGGGCACUACACGGCGGUGCAGAACAGCAAGAACGCGAAGGAGAAGGGCCUGAAGCGGCACUCGCUGAUCUCGGUGCUGCCCUGGAAGCGCAUCGCCGCCGUCUCCGCCAAGAAGAAGAGCUCCAAGAAGGUGCAGCCCAACGGCGGCUACCAGAGCAACGUCACCCACCUCAACAACGAGAACCUGAAGAAGUCCCUCUCCUGCGCCAACCUCGCCACCUUCGCCCCCCCGCCGCCCCCGGCCGCCGCCGCCCUCUCCUCGGCGCAGAAGGUGCCCCCGGCCGCCCCCGCCGCCGCCACCGCCGCGACCCCCCGGCGGGUGGUGGUCCAGGCGUCCACCAGCGAGCUGCUGCGCUGCCUGGGCGAGUUCCUCUGCCGCCGCUGCUACCGGCUCAAGCACCUCUCGCCCACCGACCCCGUGCUCUGGCUGCGCUCCGUGGACCGCUCGCUGCUGCUGCAGGGCUGGCAGGACCAGGGCUUCAUCACGCCGGCCAACGUGGUCUUCCUCUACAUGCUCUGCCGGGAUGUCAUCUCGGCCGAGGUGGCCACCGACCACGAACUGCAGGCAGUGCUGCUCACCUGCCUGUACCUCUCCUACUCCUACAUGGGCAACGAGAUCUCCUACCCGCUCAAGCCCUUCCUGGUGGAGAGCUGUAAGGAGGCCUUCUGGGACCGCUGCCUCUCCAUCAUCGACCUCAUGAGCCCCAAGAUGCUGCAGGUCAACGCCGACCCGCACUACUUCACCCAGGUCUUCGCCGACCUCAAGAAGGAAAGCGGAGCCGAGGAGAAGGGGCGGCUGCUCAUCGGCCUGGACCGGUGAGCGCCCGCCCGGCCCCCGGGAUGCUCCGGCCCCGGACACGCUUCGCUCCCGGCCGUAUCCCGGGGGGGCUUUGCCAGGCGGGGGCUGCCCUUGGGGAGUCGGGGGGGCACACGGGGAAGGGAGGGGGGGAUGAAACUGCCGGGGGGCCGGAGCGCAGACCCUCCCUCGCCCCCCUCUCCCCUCCCCGGCUCGCUCCUUUUUCCGCCGUUGCCUCCUCCCCAUCCCGCGGGUGCUCCGGUACCGGGGGAAUUUCAGCAAAUUGGGGAGGGGAGAGGGGGGAAUCCCUUCCUCCCCAGCUUGACCCCCCCCCCUCCUCACCACCACCACCCCCUUGGACCCCCGCGGCGGGGGGAGCGGAGCGGGGCUCCGCGGCGGGGCCGGUCACCGCAUCACCGAGACAAAGAGCAGGUAGGGGAGGAGGGGAGGAGGGAAAAAAACAAAACAGGAGGGAAAAAAAAAAAAAAAGGGGAAAAAAAAGAUAAAAGGCCUAAAGGCGUCACCGGAGGCGGCUGAACGGGGCCGAUCGUGACUUACCGGCGCCGGAGCAGCCGGUAACGGGACAGAGACCCCCCCAGCCCCCACCCCUCCCAAUCCCUUUAUUUAUUUUCUUUGAAGAGACUCGAAUUUCCCGAGCGGGUCUGGGUGAAGGGAAAUAAUCGCUACUGUAUCAUGACAUCAAUGUGAAAUGUCUUGUUCCCAUCGUGCACUGAUCAUGAGUAUUGUGUAAAGGAUCUACUUGAGUGUGCAAGCAAGGAAAGAAUCUACAUGCUGCUAUAUGAAUACUUUUAGAACAAAAAAAAAAAAAACAAAAAAGAAGAAAAAAAAAAGAAGAAAAAAAAUUACUAACGUACGGGGGGGGAAAAAAAGAAAAACCCUUCUUUAUUCUUUCAUUGUUGCUUUUACAGUGGUAUUGCGCAUGCAAACAGGAGCAUUUUGUGUCUUCAGAAAAAAAAAGGAAAAAAAACACAUUAAAAAAAUAAUAAUCAAAUGAAAAACCUUAAUGAGAGACGGCUGUAAAAAUUCCACCCAUGCACAAAGACCCGACACCACCCUGAUACCGCAGUCUUGAGCUGGUGUUCCCUUAUCAGGCCUGGGGACUGAUAAGUUCUUUUUUUGGGUUUUUAUAUAUUUUUUUCUCCGUGUGCACAGUUCUAGUUUAGUUCUGGUCCAUUGGGCGUUGAAACUUGCAGAUGAGAGGGAGAAAUAACGUGCCAUUUAUUUUUAUUUUUGGUUUUGUUUUCACUUGAAGCUCUCCAUCGCUGUACAUUGGACCCUGCUAAUGAUACAUGUGUACGUAUGUUUUUUUUAGUGCAAUCUCUUCUGUAGCUCUUUGUUGACCAAAAUUGGUGGGUAUUGUUAAUUAAUUUAUAUUUGUCUCAUUUUGUAUGUAUGUGUAUAGUGUGUUUGUAAGUAUGUGUGGUUUAUAACCCGACCGACUGUGUCAUGGGGCUCAGUGUGCCUGUAAUUUAAUCCCCCCUCCCCUUAUUUUUAUUUAUUUUUGUACUGUGCUGAUUAAAUAAAAAUGCACUGACCAUCCAUUACACGGCA